Molecule: messenger RNA, 1400 nt
Organism: Centruroides sculpturatus (bark scorpion)
Lineage: Eukaryota; Metazoa; Arthropoda; Arachnida; Scorpiones; Buthidae
Exons: 2
Coding region: 80-1303 (407 amino acids)
Biological process (GO): neurogenesis
Cellular component (GO): P-body; cytosol
Source: RefSeq, a predicted model, not a curated record
UAUUCUAAAUUCAAUAAUAAUUUUUCUUAUAAUUUUACUUAUUUUACUUGUCUUAAAAUUAAAAAUUUAUUUACCAUAUAUGGAUCAAAUAACAGUAUAUUGCGAGGACCAACGACAAAUAAAUUUCUCAAAAUCCGUUUUAUGUGAACAUAACGAAAGAAUAAGAAUUCUGCUACGUCCUUAUUCAAAUAAAACGUCAGUGUUUCUUUACUUGCCAUACUCCUUGGAUAUUUUACAACAAAUUAAAGAAUAUCUGGAAGAAAAACGAGAAAACAUAAAAUCAAUCAAAAAUGCGAUGGACAUAUUCCGCGUAGGCAAACGAUUAAACAUACGUGAUUUAAAUAGAGUAUGUCGGGAAUUCAUGACCAAUCUGUCAAGAGUUAAGGACGUGUGUUAUGUAUAUGAAUUUGCAUGUCAACUGGACGAUUGGAGAUUAGAAUAUUUAUGUUGGAAUAUAUUAUGUUCGAAAUGGCAGGAAAUUUUUUCAUCGGACGAAUGGCUGAACUGUAAAGCAACAACUAUUGAUAGACUCGUUCGCAGGCCAAUAAAUCGAUUUAUUGAGGAAGCAGAUGUAUUUUCAAUAGUUUUAAAAUGGGCCAAGAAAAGCGUUAAUAAUGAAAAAUCUCUUAGGAAAGUCAUGGAACCAUUCCUUCCGUACAUACGAUUUCUGACAAUGCCUGAAUGGUUUCUGGAAUCGCAAGUAUUCGUUGAACCGAUCUUAACGGACGUAGAAAGAGAUGCAAUAAGAUGUUACUUGCAAAAUAAAGAUUUCGACGACACAUGGUUUAUUCCAGACAGUAUUUGUGCCAUUAAAUGCCCAAGAAAGAACGAAUUGCUCUCUUCCUGGUUGUCCUACGUAAAUCGAAGUGCAUAUUUUAUUAACGCAGUAAAAAGAAUGAAUAGAAAUAUUCGAUUCAUAUGCGAAAUAGUUGUUAAGGAAGAUUGUUUUAUCAACGAAUUGCAUCUUCCUAUAACACAUUGCAGGAAAGAAGGAAUAACCGUAAUCUUGAAUAUUUCUCCUAACUUGAAGUUACCGACGGAAUAUCGUUUCAGAAAAGCAUGUAAUACGAACGGAUAUAUUUUAUCGAGUUGUCCUCUACGGAUUCUAAAGUUUACAUUUUAUCGAUUGAUUGUUAGAAUUGUAGAGACAUACAUCACUGCAGAAAAUGACAUAAGAAUCAGUCUCUCGGAAAAUUACUACAAUCCGUUCGAAGGAAUUCAAAGUUUUAAAUAUUUGCAAUCUGGAUUGAAAUUGCAAGAUGAAUUUGAGUAUAUCUGCUUCGAUGUCGUACCCGAAUUUUGACUCAAGAUACUGAAAUCCGUUUUCGUUUUUAUUAUAUAAUGCUAAUUUCGUAAUGUCUAAAAAUUAUAUAUUUUGAUUUCGAAUAAUUAAAUUUAAU